Messenger RNA from Aplosporella prunicola CBS 121167, 1029 nucleotides. RefSeq lists its product as uncharacterized. Gene Ontology annotation, biological process: protein deubiquitination. Lineage: Eukaryota; Fungi; Ascomycota; Dothideomycetes; Botryosphaeriales; Aplosporellaceae. The record is from RefSeq and is a predicted model, not a curated record. The annotation marks the transcript as partial. Gene Ontology annotation, molecular function: cysteine-type deubiquitinase activity. The transcript has a single exon.
CCACAAAAAACAAUGGACGACCUCCUCGCCCGCCACCGCAAAGAACAGCGCGACCUGCAGUCCCGCAUCACCCAGAAGAAGAAACAAGCCACCAAGAAGACGCGCAAGGGCGUAAACGACGAGUGCGCGACGCUGGAGCGCGAGCUCAAGGAGCGGCAGGCGCUGGAAGUCGCUGCACUCGCUGGGGACAAUGGCGAUGAUGGCGAGGACGACGGCGACAACGGCGACGACACAGCAGCAGCAGCAGCAGACGGCGCCCCCACCACCGCCGCCGCCGCCGAGGACGAGGACAACACCACCACCCCCGACGCACCACCCACACCCACCAACCCCUCCGCACCAGCACAGCGCAAGCCCAACAGACAAAGAGCGCGCCUAGCCCGCCGCGCCGCCGAAGCCGAAGCCGCCGCGCAGGAAGCCGCGCAAGAAGCGCAGAGCAUGCCCGACCAACGCAAAGCCGAGCGCUCUGCGCUACUGGCGCAAUUCGCGGCCCGCGGCCUGCGCGAGCACGUCGUCCGCGCCGACGGGCACUGCCUGUACAGCGCGGUGGCGGACCAGCUGGGGAGUGUGGAGCUGGGGCUUGCGCCUAGGGUUACGAUUGCAAACGGCACUGCUAGCGAGGACGAGGGCAAAGGCGAAGAAGACUACAAAACCGUCCGCCGCGUCGCCGCCGCGUACAUAUCCGCGCACAGCGACGACUUCGCUCCCUUCCUAGAAGAGCCACUAGACGCGUACGUGGCCAAAGUGCGCGAGACGGGCGAGUGGGGCGGCCAUAUGGAGUUGAUGGCGCUGGCGCGGUCGUACAAUCUGCCCAUCAAGGUGCUGCAUGCCGAUGGGCGGGUCGAUGUUAUUGAUCCUGUUGUUGAGGGCGGGGAGGGAGGUGCUGUGGGUGUGGAGGAGGGGAAGGAUGGGGACGAGGCGAAGGAGCUCUGGCUCGCGUAUUAUAAGCAUGGGUUUGGGCUGGGGGAGCACUACAACUCGCUGCGGAAGGCGGGGAAGAAGACGACGACAGAGGAGGCGACGGCGUGA